AUGGUAAUUUUAAUUUGAAUAAAUUAAAAAAUAAUAAUAAAAAAUGAAAAAGCCCAUGGGAAGAUAUCAGAUUAAAAAUGUGAUUCACGAGGGAAAAAAAUGGCAAUCACUGUAUCCUCAAUAAAAAGCCUAAACUUAAUAUAUAAAGAUAAAUGUAUAAUCUUAUUUAUACAACAUUCAGAUACUUUAGGAUAUUUCAAACUUUGACAUUUUUUAUUUUAUCUUUAAGUGAUUAGAUUAGAUAUUUGUAUUUCAUUGAGAUUAAUUUUAGUUGUCAUCUGCUUAUAUCCUUUAUCACAUUGGCAGUUUGUAUUUGAGUAGGAUUCUAGUUACUAUACCGUUCAAAAGAAAAAAAAGGAUUCUAGUUACUAUUGAUUAUAAAUAUACUACAGACUUUCACUGAGAGUUCAGGUUCUUAAUUCUUUUCUAGAGUUUAAUCAAUUUCGGCUUCUUCCACACAUUCUUCUUUUAUUUCCUGUGUUCUUCGGCAUCCUCAUUAUUGUGUCAAAAUUGCAAUAUGGAUCCUACAUUUGCUGUUACCCUCUCUGAAGAACAGUUCCAUCAAUUUUAUAGAAUGCACAGAGAGCUGUUUAAAUAUCUUGUGAUUGGCCUUUCACGAGACCCAAAAGAGUCAAUGCGAGUUCUCGCCUUAUGGCUCUGGCUAGAGCGCAGGGGAUAUUCUAAUGUGAUCGGCAAGAUAUAUUCUUCAAUAUCCCACGUUUCAAUCAAUGGACUUGCAGAUGAGGCCGUUACAUGCCUUAACUGUAUUAAUACAAGCUUAACAGAUUUAUCAUUUGAUGACGAUGAUGAUCUUCCUCUUAUGCAUAAGAUAAUUGAUAAGAAUAUCUCUCUCAAAAUCUUGUAUGGAAAUAAGGUUUGGGCAACUCAAGGGGUGGCCAAAGUGUUGAAGGAAGUGUGUGAAAGAGCAUUUGGUGACAUCAUACAAGAAGUUAAUAAACGAGUUUUAGGUGAGUGCGAUCUGGAAAGCCAACAAGUGCAGGGAAUAACAAGUUCAAAGGAUCUUGAAGGUGACAAAUCUAAUGUUGCAAUUUCUUCCAAUAUGAAGCUCGAUGAAGUCAAUGACAUUUUCAGAAAUCUUCUGAUGACGUGGGAGCCAUGUGGAGCUUGUUGAAGUUGAAGAUAUCAUCUGGAAUCCAACAACCAAGCAACUCCUACCAAAUAUCACGACUCUUGACCACAUUGACGUUUUCAAUUUUUAUUUGAUCAAAGAGAGACUUUGAUAUUGAAUUAUUUUAAUUUCUUCAAUUUUUUUAUGAAUAAUUUUAGUUUGAAUUCUGAAUUAUCUUUUAUUAAUAUUAA
Molecule: messenger RNA, 1320 nt
Organism: Lotus japonicus
Lineage: Eukaryota; Viridiplantae; Streptophyta; Magnoliopsida; Fabales; Fabaceae
Exons: 1
Coding region: 518-1132 (204 amino acids)
Source: RefSeq, a predicted model, not a curated record